AUAUUAACAACUCAUUGUAAAUAUUUCUUUAGGAAGCCAUGAUGUCCACAUACUCUCACAAGAUAAUUAUCUUGACCUUCCUUGCGUUCUCUGGCCUGUGCUUGGCAUACUUCAUGCUGUUUUCCGGCCACCCAGUCUCUGAUGUGGAGGACCAAUCGCCUGGGCCUGUGGCAAUGAAAGACCUGGAUAAGCCCAUUCUUUUAGUGUGGUUCUGGCCUUUUGGUAUCCAAAUUGAUCCUGCAGACUGUGAGACCUACUUUAACAUCAAUAACUGUGUUCUGACAGGUGAUAGGUCCUUGUACAAUGUAUCCGAUGCUAUCAUAUUCUCCCACAAGAGUAUUCAAUGGAAUCUCGCAAACAUGCCUCAUGCUCCUCGGCCAGACUUCCAGAAGUGGAUCUGGUACCAUGUAGAGUCUCCAAGAAACACUGUCAGGAGAGCGGGUUUUGGUGGCCUAUUCAAUUUGACCCUUACCUAUCGGCGUGAUGCCGACAUAACCGUGCGCAAUGAAGUAAGCAUCGCGAGGACGGCUGAAGAGUUUGUCGUUCCCAGGAAAGACAAAAUGGUUUGUUGGAUCGUGAGUAACAUGAGCCAUCGCACCGGAACAGCAACACGGACAGCAUAUGUCCAAAACCUGACCAAAUACAUAAAUGUGGAAAUGUAUGGCGGAGCUUCAAAGCGCCCGUUAAGCCCCGACGAGUACUACCCCACUAUUGCCAGUUGUAAAUUUUAUCUGGCCUUUGAGAACUCCCUAUACCAAGACUACAUCACAGAAAAGGUCAAUGGACCUCUGGUCGCUGGGACUGUACCUGUAGUCAUGGGUCCUCCAAGGGAGAACUAUGAACAGUUUUUUCCUGCAGACUCCUUCAUCCAUGUUGAUGACUUCUCUGAUCCAAAGGCAUUGGCUGAAUACCUGCUUCAGUUGGUUCUGAAUGAUGACAUGUACAAGCAAUACUUUAGAUGGCGGAAAUAUUUCAAGGCCACACCUCACCUUACGAAAAGAGAACAAGAAUUCUUACAACCUCUUUGUGAGGCAUGUGAGCACAUAGGUACAGACAAUAGCUUCAGUGUAGUCAACAACCUCAAUGAAUGGCAGUUUGGUCUUUAAUAAUA
Molecule: messenger RNA, 1111 nt
Organism: Clupea harengus (Atlantic herring)
Lineage: Eukaryota; Metazoa; Chordata; Actinopteri; Clupeiformes; Clupeidae
Product: 4-galactosyl-N-acetylglucosaminide 3-alpha-L-fucosyltransferase 9-like
Cellular component (GO): membrane
Molecular function (GO): alpha-(1->3)-fucosyltransferase activity
Source: RefSeq, a predicted model, not a curated record